Molecule: messenger RNA, 708 nt
Organism: Cannabis sativa
Lineage: Eukaryota; Viridiplantae; Streptophyta; Magnoliopsida; Rosales; Cannabaceae
Exons: 1
Coding region: 1-708 (235 amino acids)
Source: RefSeq, a predicted model, not a curated record
AUGGUUAUUGGUCACAUUAUUAAGAACAAGUACACAUCAGAUGGAUCUAACUACAAGGCAAAAGACAUACAGAGGGAUAUGUUUGAUGAAUAUGGCAUCAAGAUGAGUUAUGAGAAAGCUUGGAGAUGCAGAGAGAAGGCAGUUAUGUACAAGAGGGGUACUCCAGCAGAAUCUUAUACGAAGUUAUAUGGUUACUUCUACAUGCUGGAACAGAAGAAUCCAGGUACUAUUACUGAUAUUGUCAGCGAGGAUAACCGGUUCAAUUACUGUUUCUGGUCACUCGAUGCUUGUAGGAAGAGAUUUAAGUUGUGUCGUCCUGUGAUUAGUAUCGACGGAACAUUCUUGAAGACGAAGUAUGGAGGAACACUGUUAGUUGCUGUUGCUUACGACGCAAACAACCAAUUGUUUCCGGUAGCCUUUGCAAUUGUUGACAGUGAGAAUCAUGACUCUUGGAAGUAUUUCUUGCGGAAGUUAAAGGAAGCCAUUGGUGAGGUUGAAAAUCUUAUGUUCAUAUCGGAUAGGCAUCAAAGCAUUGAACAUGCUGUUGAGGUUGUUUUCCUAGAAGCAUGCCACUGUGCAUGCUUCAAGCAUAUUACUAUGAAUGUCGUUUACAAGUUUAAGAUUGAUGUAUGCAACCAGCAAAUAUGGCUUGCAGCUUACGCAUGGAACAAGACGGAAUGUGAUAGACAUUUUGAGGUGCUGAAAUAG